AUGGGCUCUUCAAAGCUGUUCCAAGAUGCCCUCCUGGAAGAGGGCGAUCCCGCCGCCAACAAAUCGAGCGCCUCGUCGCAUCCGAUGUUCCACCCCGACCCGACAGAUGUACCGUGGGACGGCGAGGAGAGGCUGCAGGAUAGAGUGCUGCGCAUGGUCAUGGACAAGUACAAGCCCCUCCGCAUCGCCCCGACCGAAGGAGAGGACCUCGUCGAUCGCAAGCUCAAGGGCGUCCAGACACCCACCGCACCCGGCGUGGCGCCCGUCACGCCAUCAGCACCAUCUACAUCGCUUCAGCUAGACGAGACAGUGGCGGACGGGGAGAAGGACGAUCGUAGACUCCCAAGGACCCCCGACGCCAAGCCCUGGCGCGCCGUCUACGUCCGCCCGAGCCACCUCGGCGGCACGGGCACGCCCAACAUCUACUACGGCCAGUUCCUCCAGUCCGCCUCGUCGUCCAUGGCCGGUGUCCAAGGCGGCGGCGUGGGCGGCCCGAGCAGCGCCGCUCGACAGAAGCUCAAAGAGGCCGGCGUCAAGGUGUCGCAGCUUCCGCUCGACGACCCCAAGGCCAUGCGGCAGAUCCGCGAGGGAGUCAAGAAGCUUGAGAGGGUCAACAAGAUCUCGCGCGCCCGCGACGGCGUGCUCGACUACCGACUGGGCAAUCGGGCGGCCGUCUUCGCCUCGUCGUCGUCGUCUUCGGGUGCCUCUGCCGACGGUCAGGAGGAUGGAGCAGCAGCGCAGCCAAAGGAAGCCGACCAGCUCCUCGCUAUGGGAGGCGGAACGCGCGGCUGGGCCUCGGUGGUCGAGGAACGCAUCCGCGCCGCCCAGGACGCGGGUCUGUUCAAGACCAACAAGCUGCGCGGCAAGCCAAUGGAGCGCGACAUCCAGGAGCGCAACCCGUUCCUCAACAGCGAGGAAUUUUUCAUGAACCGCAUCGUCAAGCGCCAGGGCGCCGCUCCGCCGUGGGUCGAACUCAACGCCGAACUCGAAGACGAGGUGGGCAAGUUCCGCUACCGCCUCGUCGAGCAGUGGUGCAGGCGCGCCGUCAGGAUGGUCAUCAGCAGCGGGUCGAUGAGGAGCGGCCUCGAGGCUCUGGACCACUCGCAGGCACCACCGCCCGCUGCCAGUAGCAGCGGCGCUGCGGCACCGGCGGUCUCGCCGUUUGGAAAGGAGAGGGACACGGCACCGCCGCUCUACAGCUUCAUCCCGCCGGCGCGGACCGAGGGGGAACAGCGGACGCUCGACUUGGCGGCGCGGUACCGCGAUCCAGAGUGGCUGGAGCGCGAGCGGGCCUACCACGCCCACGAGAUCCAGCGCCUCAACGAGAUUGUGCGGCGGCACAACCACCUCGCUCCCUUCCACGCGCGGAAGGGGCUCAUGUCGGUCGACCGCGAGAUUGGCGACCUCUACGAGCGCGCCAGGCCAGAGCUGGUCCGGAGGCUCAGCGCUGCGAUUCGCGAUCAGAGCGGCGCCGGUCGCGGCGCCGACGGGGCGGGCGCGGAUGGCAAGAAGGAAAAGGAGGCAACGAGAGAUGUGUGGGGCCGCAUCGUUGCGUGGGGCGAGGCGCGGCCGACCGAGUCCGGGCAGCGAGGCGGCGGAUGGUGGGGCAAUAGCGUCGGAAGCGCGGGCGAGCGGGACUCGCCUGUGUCGUACCAGGACGGACGAGCGGGCGCUGAUGAGGGAGCGGGCAGGCGACGUGCGGGCGAGACGCCUUCGCUCGGGCUCCUCGUCGCGCUGCGCAGGACCAUCGACUGGGCAAAGGAGCGGAUAGGCGUGUAG
Molecule: messenger RNA, 1779 nt
Organism: Pseudozyma flocculosa PF-1
Lineage: Eukaryota; Fungi; Basidiomycota; Ustilaginomycetes; Ustilaginales; Ustilaginaceae
Exons: 1
Coding region: 1-1779 (592 amino acids)
Source: RefSeq, a predicted model, not a curated record